AUGUCUGUUUUCCGUAAGACGUCUUUUUACUACGUGAUGAAUGCCGUGGUACUGCCCUCACUUGCUCUAAAUACCGCAUCGGAGUUUUUGGAAAUGAUAUACAAACAAAGCAAUGGGGGAGCGAAUGUAUACAACACUCUUCCUAUCCUACAGCGCUUGUUUUCUGGUGACAUUGCGUUUUUCUUGUGCACAUAUUUGGUUCAGUUGGCACUCACGGGCUCAGUCUUUUGGCUGAUGAGACUUCCAUCGAGCUUUUCGAUGAUGGUUCGUCGAAGAAUGGCAUUGACACCACUUGAGGCUGCUGAGGCGAAAUGCACGGACAUUUUUGACUACCCGCGCCACUACGCCUACAGCGUGACGGUUAUGUCAAUUUGUUUGCUUUUCGGCUUCAUGGCACCACUUAUUUGGUGGUUUGCGCUUUUGUACUUUGUUUGCAAACACCUUGUUGAUAUAUACACCAUUCGAUAUGUGCAUCCAAGAAGUCAUAUUGAUGGCCGCUUGCCUCGUUUAAGCUCAAAGUUUAUUCUAACGUGGACCACAGUCAGUCAGUUCUCGCUUGCGGCAAUAUUCUACUUACAAGGCUGGGUACACGCAGCGGUCUUGACUUUGCUUUUGUGUGUACUGACCCUUGCAUGCUGCCUUUCCGUCAACGCUCACGUAGGGAACCGCAUUAUGCGUUUCAUUGCAGACCUUCGAGAUAGGGCCAUCAAGAAGGUGAUGUCUGUGGGUGGGCAAGGCUACAAUUGGAUGCCAUCUCCAUCGCUAGUAUCCUCUUCAUCUUCAUCCAGCACACAAUCGUUCGCUGGAUCGCACGAAAGUGACGCUUUGCUAGUAAAGCCCCAAUCACCCCGCACGUUUAGUGCUCCUGACGAAUAUGACAAGAGAAUAUGGAGCGAGGAGCCAGAGUCCGCGUCUAGCAAACCCGAAAAGCUGGAUAUGAGACCCCACUUCUCCGACGACGAUACAGAGCAGCUGAGGUCGCACACACACACCGUCCCAAGAGAAACGAAUGAAAACGAGUCUUGCAUCUCCGAUGACGACGACGAGGACACGGAUAUCAAUGAUAUCGUCCUCGAACGAGACGUUGAAAGUGCGCCGACAAGAAGGGUCUUGGAAUAUGGAACGUGCAACACUCCAACUUCCUCGCAGAAUGUUCGCAGUGCGUGAGGAUCCUGUUCCCAGCGCCAGAAUUUGGAAACCCCGGCUCCAGCGAGUCAAAUGCGAUGAUGGCUGGACAAAGCGGAAACCCGUGUAUGUACAUAUAUUUCAAUGCCUCUGUCUUGCCUUUCCGAGUGGUGGGCAGUGCAGAAGACGGCAGAGCGCAGGGUGUAGCGUGUGAGGAAACAUUAUGGUACUAAAUAGUAAAGUACUACUAACUCUUAA
Chondrus crispus (carragheen) is the source of this 1383-nucleotide messenger RNA. RefSeq lists its product as hypothetical. Bases 1 to 1167 code for a protein of 388 amino acids. The record is from RefSeq and is a predicted model, not a curated record. Lineage: Eukaryota; Rhodophyta; Florideophyceae; Gigartinales; Gigartinaceae. Gene Ontology annotation, cellular component: plasma membrane. Gene Ontology annotation, molecular function: calcium-activated cation channel activity. The transcript has 2 exons.